Messenger RNA from Salvia miltiorrhiza (redroot sage), 1636 nucleotides. Its product is annotated as protein TIFY 6B-like. The transcript has 6 exons. Gene Ontology annotation, biological process: regulation of defense response; regulation of jasmonic acid mediated signaling pathway; response to wounding. Gene Ontology annotation, cellular component: nucleus. The record is from RefSeq and is a predicted model, not a curated record. NCBI's taxonomy places the organism in Eukaryota, Viridiplantae, Streptophyta, Magnoliopsida, Lamiales, Lamiaceae. The coding region runs from base 376 to 1320 and encodes 314 amino acids.
UCGCUUGGUAACAUUGAUAACUACAAUAAUGUUAUCUUAAUGCACAUGAGAAACUUACAAAUACAAUUCAAUAUUUUCAAAAGAUUAUUCAAUUACCCUUUCACCCUCUUUUAUAGCUACUGCAGGGCGGCAUUUUGAUGUAUUUAAUAUUCAAAUUUGCAUAGUAUUAUAAUUGUCACUGAUUCACAUUAGAAAAAUAAAACAAAUUUUUAUUAUGAUUGUCAUUCAAGUUUCUGAAUCUAGACUCCACCUAAUUCUUGCUUAAGAUGCCAUUUUCAUUAGUUAUAUUGAAAGAGUUGUAGUUGGAGAUUUUUGUGUACAAUUUUUGAUUUGAAGUUUGUUCUUGAUUUGGUAGCUCAAUUAAGAAGUGCAGCAAUGGAGUGGCGAUUGCCAAACAAGAGCUUUGCUCAACCUCAGCUCUUGUCCUUCCAUGGCUCUCAUGGAGAGAAGGCGAAGACCGGCUUCGACUCCCUCGCCUCAGCCGGUCUGGUGACGAUAACCACCACGGAAAUUGACACGGAUCGGAGUUCUUACUCGGCCGUUAUGCAGAAAAACAUUGAUCAAGGAGGAGUUCGGUACACGGUCACAACCUAUCCCGCCGAUCCAAGGAGUGCGACGGCCUUGCCGGCAAUGGGCGCCUCCGUUCACCAAUCCUUUGUGCCCCUUAGCCCGCAGCCGAUUUCCGCCAUUCCAAUGGUGAAUCCCAUCCCAGCUAUGUCUUUGAGCAGCCCCGUUGUCGGGACUACGGACUUAAGGAAUUCUUCCAAGAGCUCAGGGACUCCGGCUCAACUAACGAUAUUCUACAACGGCUCCGUUUGUGUAUACGACAACGUUUCUGCGGAUAAGGCUCAGGCUAUUAUGUUACUGGCCGGAAACGGCCCCCCGGUGGCUUCUAGUGCACCGGUCCCUGCAGCCCCCGUUCAAGCCUCCGCGCCUAGGCCUUCUAUCCUCGAGAGUUAUGUGGUGAACCACCCUUAUGGUGGUGGUGCAUCGCACCGGUUGAGCCCUGCAGCCAAGGCCACCGGUGGCGUUUCUCAGUCGAUGGGGUGGGCCGGCGCUAUCAGCGAAAUGAAUGCUUCGAAGCAAGGCGGCGUUCUUGUCUCGUCUAGCAAAGUUGAGCCGUUGAGAGUAGUUAGCUCGCCUGCACCCGUUUCUGCAAGCUUCUCUCCAUCAAGCUCUGUACCUCAGUUUAGGAGGAAAUCUUUGGCUCGGUUUCUAGAGAAGCGUAAGGAGAGGGUAAUCACCGCGGCGCCAUAUGCUGCCAACGAAGCACCGGAGUGCAACUCGUCGGGGUCAUGCUCCGUGCCAGCAGUGAUUUAAUCAAAGGGCGACGUGCAACAGAUACAGAUACAUGCUCAGUCGGUAAGACGCUUCUCCCCCAACCAGCAGGUUGAAGGUUCACCAGCGAGAGAAAAUGGAGAACCAUUAUCGAUCCCCCUUAAAAAAAAAAACUUGCAUAUAUGUCAAUAUUUCAUGACUAAAAAUGCUUUUAAUUUGUGUCGUAGGCGUCGCUCGAGUCCAGUUUUGUUGCAGUUGUGAUCGAAACAGUUUCUUAACUACACUGUACAAAUAGUAGUAUGUACAUGUAAGAACACUAGUUUUUACCUGUUUUAAUUUGCAGUGUAAUUUCAUGGUA